Macrosiphum euphorbiae (potato aphid) is the source of this 540-nucleotide messenger RNA. Lineage: Eukaryota; Metazoa; Arthropoda; Insecta; Hemiptera; Aphididae. The record is from the annotation of a GenBank genome assembly.
AUGACUAAUCCACCUAAAACCGAUCUCAAGGCCGAGCAUACUCAACUUAAGGAGAAAAUAAACGUCCUCAAAAAUAAAGUCGAGAUCCUUGAAUGCUCUGAGUCUCCUGCCCAUUCCUCAUCACCAUUUGCUCAAAUGUUACGGGAAGACACUCAGAGAGAACUUUAUGUGAACAAUGUCUUGGUCCACGGCUUUUCUGAACCAUCGUCUUCGUCUUAUCAUCAACGUAUCGAUGAUUAUAAAACAACGUUGGAGCAAAUUCUUGGACAUCAUAAAAAUAUUAUUCCUAAUUCAGCCAUGAAUUUCAUCCAUCUUGGUAAAGUACGUCCCGAUCAUGUACACCGUCUAAAGAUUAUCUUUCUUUCCAAAGAAGAUCAAAUUAGUUUUUUACGUGGGUGUAAUGAGGCUAAGCUCAACAGCUCUGAGUUCCCUGUUAGUUUCCUGGAUUGCCAGAGAAAAACUGCAUAUGAACGAGGACUAACUACGGUCAUUCCAAACUCGAACGUCGGACUAAGUCAGGUGAAGUUGUUUUACAAAUAA